GCCGAAGUCUGCUGUCCGUCAGUUCCGCCCGUGUACUGCUGUCGCACACGGCGAGUUCGGCGCUCAGUAGACAGUAGCAGACAGUCCCGGACUGUCUUGCCGAUUCCGAGUUUGGUACCUUCUGCCGCAGCAUACGCCAUCAAUGUCAGACCGUUGAUCAAUCUCCCUUCGAACAAAAAACGAGACGGAAGCAGGCCGUCCGCCGCAUCAUGGCGACGUCGUUGGCAGCGCAAUUGGCGCAGAUCGCCGCCAACUCGCGGACCAGCUUCAACGCCAAGGCCCUCAAGGCCUCGCACUCUAAGUCCCUGAUCUGGGAGCCUCGAGUCGCCGCCGGCCAGACCUUCGCCGAGAUCUACCAGCUAUGCUACGAGGGCUUCGAGGAGCUGUGCCAUCUCGAUGCGCGCUUUGCGCACUUCGGCACCACUCUGUUCAGCGAGCAGAGCCAGGAAGCUGACAGGACGCAAAUGACGGCCGAGGAGAACGGCGCUUUGGACAAGCGCGUGGACUCUUUCCUUCACCUCGUGGGGAGCCGGCUGCGCCUCAUGCCCGCAAUCAAGGCUAUCGAGUGGUUGAUUCGGAGGUUUCGGAUCCACGAAUUCAACACGGCAUCUCUUAUCAACACCUUCCUGCCGUAUCACACCAUCCCUGCUUUCGUCACCCUUCUCUCCAUCCUCCCAGCAAAUAUCCCCUUGGCAUACGUGUUCCUGAACCCCUACAUCAAGUCUUUGACACCCCCGCCGCGGGCUGCGAUUGUUCAGCAGGCAACAAACCGUCCCGAGUUCCUCUCUGCCAUCUCUCAGUACACGCUAGAGUCAUGUCGCGCCAAGCAAGACUAUCCGGGUCUGGUGUCGUUCUGGGGUGGGGUCAUGGCAGAGGCUGUCAACGGCAUGCUGGACAAGAUGCGGUCAGGCAGGAGAAGCGUCCAGCUGGAGAACGAUCACGCGCUACUUCAGCAGAUUGGGCCGGCUCUGAGCGAGGCGAUGGUCAUGAAGGACGUUCCUGGGAUCCAAAUCGCGAGUUAUAUGGUAGUCGCGAUUCUGGCAGCGAAGGGCAGCCUCAACGACGUUGCACUCUCUGCCUUCAUGGAUCAGCUCGUCCACGGGUGGACGGUGGACACUUAUCGCCCGGGACUUGUCUGUCUUUGCAUCCUCGCGCAGCAUCGGUCGGCGAAGCAGAUCUCAAGCCGCGUUGCGAAGGCCCUCAUCAAGGUCCAGGAUCUUGUCCCAAGCCUGGUCGAGAUCGGCCGGGAGCACAGGCUCGACAAACUGGCAAGCGGCUUAACACUUGCCCUUAUCGACAGGAUCUCGAGGAAGGGUGACCUCCGAAGCCUGCCUGUGGUCAACGCACUCCUCUUGUCCAACCUGCUGCGAGAAAAGCAAAUCAAGGUUGCCUAUAAAGCGCUACUUCUGGCCGCCCACAAGAUUGGUGAUGAGGUCGAUGAGGAUGGCCGCAUCCGCAAGGAGAUUGGCUCGUCCUUGGUUAGCUUGUUGCACGCCGAAGGGGAUGCCGGCAAUGCCAUGAGGUCCGCCCUUGAGGAGAUCGAAUUCAACGUCGAAGAGCUGGAGCUCAAGCUCGGAGCCGCGAUCCGUCCGAAGCUCGCGAUCGAGCAGAACCCGGAGGAUGCGCCAGACGUUACAGCAACGAGGACAGCUGACAAGCAGCCAAACCUCGACCUCAUAUUUCACGACUUGUCAAAGUUGGAGCCUUCCACAGCCUCUUGUCUGUCGAACAAAUCAGGGAGCCUCUUCAACGAUCUCUGCACGGUUUUCUUGUCUGCCGCUGCUGACGACAGCAACCUGGGACGGUUCGAUUCCACCCCUGCCCUGAGCCGGCCCCUGGCGCCGAGCAAUUCGUUCUACUUCAGCUUUUACAUGCGGGUCUGGUGCGGUCCGUUCCCUACGCUCGCGAAGGUGGCAGCUCUGGAGCGCGUCAAGUCCCGAUUGAAAGAGGGCGAUUGCGUGGGGAAAGACUUUCAAGCUAUCGUCCCUUACUGCGCCGUCGCUCUGAGCGACCCGGCAAAGAAAGUUCGCCGUGCUGCAGCAGAUCUUGUUGCCGUUCUGGGUUCUCUUCUCAAGGACGCCCAGACACAGUCACGGCAGCCUUGGGGAAGCAAUGACCUCUACGGCGAGACUACGGCCUUCAGCGUACUCGACCAUGAUGCGCUCAGAUCUUUGGUUCACUCCGUCCUCAUUCCAUGCCUGGAAGAGUCCGUCCUACACGAGGAGCAGGUUAUCGCGGCGCUUGCCAGCGCACUCGAGAGCUCGAAGAAUGCCUCCGGGAAGGAUGCUGAGAAGCGACGUUUUCCUCGCGCGACGAGACUUUCGAUCUUCCAAUUCCUGUGCUGGCAUGCCACGGAAACGCCUUUGCUAACCGUCAAACUUCGCCUACUGCGGUCACUCAACCAAAUCCGGAGCAUUUCGGGGACAUCUAGGACAGAUCUGCUGUUGCCGCUCGUUCGUUGGUGGGCUGCUCUUCUCCCUGAAGAAGCUACCGAGCUUGCUGCACGAGAGUCACUUGAAGAGGCGCUCGUCGAUCAAGCGGUUGUGGAGACUGUCAUUGCCAACCAUGCCGCUGGCCUCGAGACGUUUCUGCAGUUGAUCAGCGACCCAAAGAUGGCUCUUAGGCCCAAACUUGUGCAAGCCAUUUUUGGUCGCGUCACGAAGAUGUGGCAGUCGAUGAAGUCAGAGACGAAGGCCUCUACCGCCCGAUCAAUGUUCAACCUGGCGCAAAGUCCACUUUCGAGCGAGCAGGGCUUCAUCGUUACAGAAGCCGUGGAACUUCUACGAAACGUGGAGCUGACGACUGAUAUCCUGCUCCAUUUCCUCGACUCGCUGCAAGAAGAGUUCAGGCUUGCGACUGAGAAGCCCGCGAAUAAGCGGAGACGAGUCAGCGCAACAGAGCAGAGCCGCAGCGUGGCCUUGCAGAGCAGUCCCGAGCUGAAGGCCGCUCUGAACAAGACCACAUUCGUUCUUGAGCUCGUCCAGGAGGCCAAUCCGGCGAACCAUCCCGAACUUCUGCCAAUCCUCUUCUCGACGCUCUCGGACCUUCACCAUCUCAGCACCCUCCUUGGAUCCGAAUUAGGGUACCUGCAAAACCUGGUCCUGAGCAGUCUCUUAGCCAUGAUCCCGGCAUACAAGGACAACAAGGACCUGACGAUCGAUGCGUCCGUUGGGCACGGGGAUAUCUUGGCUGCGUGCAUCCAAAAGUCUUCCAGUCCCGCCGUCAUCAAUUCGGCGCUGCUUCUGGUGGCGAGCCUGGCGCGGACAGCCCCUGACGUGGUGCUGCAAAGCGUUAUGCCGAUUUUCACCUAUAUGGGCAGCUCGGUGCUGAAGCAGGCCGAUGAUUACUCGGCCCACGUCGUCAACCAGACCAUCAAGGAGGUUAUACCACCCUUGAUCGACACUUUCCGGAAGAAGGGACGGAACGUGGUUGCUAGCACCAAAGCUCUGCUAGCCAGCUUCGUAACCGCAUACGAGCACAUACCGUCGCACCGAAAGCAAGACCUCUUCAUCUCCCUUGUGCAAAACCUCGGGCCGGAGGACUUCCUCUUCGCUGUACUUGCCAUGUUUGUCGACAGAUACGGAGCAACCGACAACAUGAUCUCGUUCACGACUCAGAUGAUGAGCUCCUUCUCCGUUGGAACCCAGCUGCAGACCCUGAUCAGGCUUCUGGAUCUGAUCAGCGACAUCUUCAAGCCGAAACCUGCUCUCUCAAGCGUGCUGCUCGGCGGCGAUGGAGCCGGAGAUCAAGACGCCCAGCAGGUCGCCUCAAAGCAGCUGAAUCUGCUGCCGCACUUGCUUGGAAACAGGCGCCUGAAGCGGGAGAUCACCCAGUUGGCCGAGGUAGAUGAUAUGGAGUCGGGCAAGGUCCGCGAUCUCUAUGCAGCCCUCCUGGAAAGCAUCUUGUCGCUGGCCAGCACAGUCAAGACCAGGAAGACUCUUUACAGCCGAUGCGGCGAUGCGCUUUCCAACCUGCUGAACCUGCUCUCGAUCGCCGAGUUUAUCAAAAGCGUGGAGGCGCUGCUUGAUCGCUCCAACGUGGGCUUGCGACAGAGGGUGCUGCGGGCCCUCGAGCUCCGGGUGGACAGCGAGAGCACCACGGACCCCAAGUCUAGGGACGCGUUGCUUGCUUUCCUACCACAGCUGACUGCUGUCAUUCGCGAGUCGGAUGACAUGGACUACAAGCACACGGCGGUGACAUGCGUCGACAAGAUCUCUGAGAAGUACGGCAAGAAGGACCUCGAUGCUGUCGCUGCGGCCGCCGCAACCAUCGCAGGCGAUGACUGCCUUGGCCAGCCGUCACAGAGCUUGCGGGUGAUGGCGUUGCUCUGUCUUGCCUCGCUUGUGGAUGUGCUCCAGGACGGCAUUGUCCCAGUCCUGCCUUCCGCAAUACCGAGGGCACUAGCAUAUCUGGAACAGAGCCUGAACGACGAGGAACCCGAUGCCGAGCUGCACAAUGCCGCUUAUGCCUUCGUGGCCGCUCUGGCCCAGCAUAUCCCCUACAUGAUCAGCGGGACAUACCUCGACCGACUGCUGGCCUGCUCCAAUGCCUCGGCAGCUGCUGAGCUGGACGACGAGUCGAACACCAGCCGGUUGCACUGUCUCCAGUUCCUCGCGAAGCUGGUCGACCCCAAGGUUCUGUACAACGCUCUGGACAAGAACUGGGCGUCUGCUGCCAGCCACGGUUUCUCGGCCGUCACAGAAUAUCUCCAGAUUCUGGGGAUGGCGCUGGACAAGCAUUCUAAGCCGGUCGUGGCGAAGAACGUGUCGUCGCUCUCGUCCAUAUUCCUCAACGCCCUGGACCUCAGAAGAAUGACCGUCUCUGGGCAGCUCACAAUCAGCCCGUCGGAUGUGGAGGCUAUCGAGGCCAAGAUCAGCGAAGACGCGCUCAAAAUGAUCUACAAGCUCAACGACGCCACCUUCCGGCCGAUCUUCUCCAAGCUUAUGGAGUGGGCGUGGACGGGACUCCCGAAGAGCGACGCGGCUGGGCGAAUCCUCCGCUUGUUCGCCGUGUACGGCUUCCUUCACGCUUUUUUCGACAACCUCAAGUCCAUCGUCACCAGCUACGCCUCCUACAUCAUCGAGAGCGCCGCCAAGGUUCUCUCCUCCGCCAACAUCAGAGACGCCAACGAGAAGAAGCUCUGGAAGAUUGUCCUGCGCACGCUCGCGCGGUGCUUCGAGCACGACCAGGACGGCUUCUGGCAGGCGCCGGCGCACUUCGGCGCCGUCGCGCCCGUGCUGGUCGAGCAGUUCCUGCACGCCGCGGCGGUCGACGCGACCGAGGAUCUCGUGCCGGCGGUGGUCGAGCUCGCGGCCGCGGCCGACUCGCAGGAGCACCACAAGGAGCUCAACGGCGCGCUGCUCAAGCAUCUGCGCAACGGCCAGGCGGCGGUCCGGCUGGCGGCGGUCCGGUGCCAGCAGGCGCUGGCGGACAGGCUGGGCGAGGAGUGGCUGCAAGCGCUGCCGGAGAUGCUCCCGUAUAUCAGCGAGUUGCAGGAUGACGACGACGAGGUCGUGGAGCGGGAGAACAGGCGCUGGAUUGUGGCCAUCGAGGAGAAGCUGGGCGAGAGCUUGGAUUCGAUGUUGCAGUGAGCUAAGCAAUGCAUUUUUUUUGUUUGUGGCAUUGCCGGGCGAGAGGAGGCGUGACUGUGUGCGAUGGAUUCAUACCAUAGUCAGGUACACAGGUAUUCGGCGAGGGGGGCGGCUUGGCUUAACACGGGAGGGUGCACACGAAGUAUGGCACGAUUCGUAUUAGACAGCAGUUAAGGCAUU
Thermothielavioides terrestris NRRL 8126 is the source of this 5771-nucleotide messenger RNA. RefSeq lists its product as uncharacterized. The record is from RefSeq and is a predicted model, not a curated record. Gene Ontology annotation, cellular component: 90S preribosome; t-UTP complex; small-subunit processome. The transcript is spliced from 3 exons. Gene Ontology annotation, biological process: maturation of SSU-rRNA from tricistronic rRNA transcript (SSU-rRNA, 5.8S rRNA, LSU-rRNA); positive regulation of transcription by RNA polymerase I. Gene Ontology annotation, molecular function: snoRNA binding. NCBI's taxonomy places the organism in Eukaryota, Fungi, Ascomycota, Sordariomycetes, Sordariales, Chaetomiaceae. The coding region runs from base 210 to 5591 and encodes 1793 amino acids.